AUGUCCUCCCCUCCCAACCGCAGCCGAGGUGACGGACCUUCCACAGCUUCCCCUAACCCGAGUCCGUCCCCCUUCGAAGCCGAAAAUGCAACCUCACAACAACACCACUCGGCAUCCUUCCCGGCGCUACCCCCGGGCUUCAACCCGGGAAUCCUCCCCGCCAUUCCCGUCGACACGGUGUUUCCCCCAGACAAAGCCCCCACCAGUAAUGCCGCAACCGGUGCUUCGGCUGCAGGUGUCCGCGCUCUGACAUCCCAGGCCGUGGCCUUUUACUUCCGCGCCCCGGUCAAAGCCUUCUUCCGCACGCGGGUGGACUACCUCGCCUAUGCCCGCGCGAUCCAGGAGCAGGAACACGCCGCCCAGCUGUUGAGUCGCCAGGGGUCCUCUUCUGCAUUAUCUCUCGCAUCGGCCGCUGCUUCAUCUUCCACGCCCACCUCCGUAUCAUCAUCAACCCCAACAUCAACCUCCACAACCUGGCUCCGCGCCCGCCUCCGCUCCACCACCCCCGCCGUCCUGGCCUCCGCCGUCCGCCACUACGGCUGGCGCGUCGUCCCCGACCAGAUUCUGCCCCCCCUCGUCGCCAACGUCGGCGUAGGCGCAGUACUGUACACCAGCUAUCUCCAAAUCCUCGCCCGCUUACACCCCGACAGCGGCCGAGCCACGCGUCGCGUGUACCCCCCGCCGGGCCCCGCGGAUACCUUUGCGGCUGGGUUUUUGGCCGGUGCUGUGCAGAGUGUGGUGGCGGCGCCGUUGGAUGCGGUGCAGGCGCGCUGGGAUGGGGUUACGAGUGGUCGGGUGGUGAAUGGGAAUGGGGGGGCAACAGGGGCGGUGGAAAGGCCGAGGAGUAUGUGGGCGUUUAGUGCGGCUAAGUUGCGGGAGAUAGGGGUGCGGGGGGUGUUUUCCGGGUGGGGAUUGUCGUUUCUCAAAGAUAGCAUGGGUAGCGGGAUUUUCUUUAGUGUGUUUGAGUAUGUGAAAGCGCAGGGGUACUACAACUUUGUGCGGUGGUACUACGGCUCGCUGAACGAAGACACCAUUGUGCUGCUCUCUCGCAAGCGGCCGGCCGAACAAUCGACCCUUAAACACAGAUUCGAAGAAGCCGCCCCGCACAUGCCCACCAUAAUCCGCCCACACUACGCCAUCGAACCGGCCUUCCUCCUCCUCGCCGGCAUGAGCGCCUCCCUCGCCCAACAAACCAUCCUCCACCCGCUCUCCCACGUCCAAUCCGAGCACUGGGAACGCCUCGAAAGCCUCGACGCCCACGCCCGCAAACUCCGCUCCGUCGGCUUCUUCUCCUCCCCAUCCAACCCACGACAUCAAGGGCAAAAGCAACAACACACCUGGCACAUGUUCCGCGCCUACCGCGACGCGUACCGCACGACCUGGGCCGCGUGUCGCGCCGAGGCUAAGGCAGGAGGUCAGACGAUGAGGCAGUGGCUGUACCGCGGGUUCUGGUGGAAUACGAUUAGGCAGGUGCCGAGCACGAGUGCGGGGUUAAUUAUUUUUGAGUUGGUGAGACGGAAGUAUGGGUUUGGGGGGGAACAGGUGCGGAUUAAUAGGGAUGGGUAUGAUAUUUUGUUGAAUUAG
Molecule: messenger RNA, 1584 nt
Organism: Dichotomopilus funicola
Lineage: Eukaryota; Fungi; Ascomycota; Sordariomycetes; Sordariales; Chaetomiaceae
Product: mitochondrial carrier domain-containing protein
Exons: 1
Coding region: 1-1584 (527 amino acids)
Biological process (GO): mitochondrial L-ornithine transmembrane transport
Cellular component (GO): mitochondrion
Molecular function (GO): L-ornithine transmembrane transporter activity
Source: RefSeq, a predicted model, not a curated record